This is a messenger RNA of Penicillium malachiteum, 804 nucleotides long. RefSeq lists its product as uncharacterized. Lineage: Eukaryota; Fungi; Ascomycota; Eurotiomycetes; Eurotiales; Aspergillaceae. Bases 1 to 804 code for a protein of 267 amino acids. The transcript has 5 exons. The record is from RefSeq and is a predicted model, not a curated record.
AUGAGCAUCACUUGCGACGAGCUCCCUCCGGCGUCUGUCGAGGAGGGUGGCGACUGGUACGGCGAUGUUCCUGUCGCACCGGCCUUGGAGUGCGCCCCAGCAUGGCAGCAGAAUUCGCAGGGGGCCUGCAACACGCUUGCACGUAACAUAAAGACCAAUGCUCAAUAUGCUGCCGACCCUGAAGCAACCCCUUUAUGGGUGAAUUGGAAGGAUAAUACCAAGUGGUUCACGGCCAAUGCCUGGAACGAGAUCACUACGUACCCAUAUGCUAUCCCUCAAGCAGAGGGUAUCUCCGCAGAUCAAUGGGGCAUUGAUGAGACCGGUGGCUGGCUCCAGAGACGCAGCUUUACGUACUGGAUUGCCAGUCCUUCUUCCGCGACCGACUGGAGUGUCUGGGGUGGUACUACUGGAUCAUGGAAAUUCAAAUCUUCUGCAGGAACCUCUACUGACGCCAUAAAUGUCAUCUGCGCCAUAAAUCUGUGGGACCAACCCCAAGGAUACGGUCUCAUAGAUGAGGAUUUCAAUGCCUAUUGUUAUAGUGGCACUAGUGACGGUGUAUUUGACAAGAUUGUCACAUAUCCCAAGCUGAGCCGUUGCCUCGUUACUCUCGGUGCAACCGUCGCCACCCGCGACCAGGUUGAUGUUGAAAAGAAUCUUAGCUCUCUCUACGGACGUGUCAUUACAAACAUUACCAUGCUCGAUGAUGACGAUGAUGACGACCUAACGGAGGCUAUGCAAACGCUCGAUAUACAGGAUGUAGAUAAGGUUCCAACCCUUCCACUCGAUAUCCUCGAGACAAUUUGA